Molecule: messenger RNA, 1665 nt
Organism: Penicillium antarcticum
Lineage: Eukaryota; Fungi; Ascomycota; Eurotiomycetes; Eurotiales; Aspergillaceae
Product: putative MYND domain protein
Exons: 1
Coding region: 1-1665 (554 amino acids)
Cellular component (GO): nucleus
Molecular function (GO): protein binding
Source: RefSeq, a predicted model, not a curated record
AUGUCUGCCUCACAAGUGUUGGAGUCUCGCAAUGCGGUGACCACAAAACUCUACGCAGAUCCGCACAAUCCACACAUCCACCUCGAACGAGGCCUCAUCUAUGAAAAGUUAGGCUUCCCCGACCUGGCAGCCGCAGAUGCCUACCGGGCAUUAUCACUAUUAGAAUCAGUGAUUGACCCAGAUGGAUUCGAAUUUCACGCAAAGAAGAAAGUCGAUCCUUCAGCACCAGCCGCAGAAAAGGCGGAUGAAUCUGAUGACGAAGAGGAUGAAGACACCAUUCCAGUCACUGAAGAGGAGUACGAUGCCCUGAUUGAUCAGGUCUAUGUACUCCUAGUGCGAAGUCUCAUUCGAUGCGGUUGUUACCGUGAUUCAUUUGAAUUUGGCAUGCGUGGACUGAGCCUGCUACGAGAGAAGGAGUUUGCUGCGGCGUCGGUUAAUACUCUAACCGAGCAGAUGGAUCGCAUCAAGCAGAUCUAUCAAUCUCGCACUGGAUCUGAGACUGACCUGGAAUCGAUUGAUCCCAGUGUCCUUCCCGCGCAAGGCUUCGCUCAUCGUGUUCUCUACCCUUGGAAUGAGCAUGAGCCUGAUCGCAAGGCACCAGAGACGCUCAACUUGCUCAAUGAUAGACUAGCUGUGAUUGCGCCCAAGUGUGAGGUUCGCGCUGUGGCUUUGCCUGUUCUGCAUGAUACGAAGGAUGAUUCUAGCAUGGAAGUUUCCGUGCAGCUUGGUCUGUUCGCCAAAGAAGAUAUCGCUCCUGAUGAGAUCAUCCUUCGUGAAUCUUCCCUUCUCACUGCUACCAAUCGCCUCCACGAUGACCUGUGCGAUGCUUGCAAUGCACCACUCCCUGAACUAUCGGCUGCGGAACCACCCGUUGCCUGUGAAGGCGGAUGCGCAGACACAAUCUUCUGUAGCCAAGCCUGCCAUGACACAGCACAGAGCGUCUACCACGGCGCAAUCUGCGGUUUGGAAGACGGUCUCGAAUCUAUCGGCAAGGAUAUCCCCGAUCCAAAAGAUAAGGCGGAUUACUUGUACCUCCUGCUCCUUGGUCGUGCUCUCGCCAUGUCUGCCACACAAGACAAGCAUGCCCUCGAAAUGCCCGAAGUGAAAUACAUCUGGGGUGAUUUCCACGACUUCGAUAUCAACACCAUUGCAACUGAAAAAGAAUUAAUACCUCAAUCCGAUGACACCGCCACCCUCCCCUUCUCCUUCCAACUCAAUAUUUUGCAGCCAACUCGCUUCCUGGAGGAAAUGGAAAUCGACCCCUAUGCCAACCUCCCCCGUUAUGAUACCUGGAUUCUAAAUACAUUGUAUGCCAAGUUCCGUGGCACCGCAUCUGGUCGGUUAUCUACUUGGGAUGGUGGCCCGGAGCUUUGUGCUGUGCACCCAUUGUGGUGUCUUGCCAAUCAUUCUUGUGAUCCUAAUGUGUGCUGGGAAUGGGGUGGUGAAAUUACUUUCCGUGCGCGACGGGAUGAUGAGACUGCUGUUUGGUCUCGUGGAAGUGAAGUGAAGGAGCUUAAGCCUGGUGGUAUUGCUAAGGAUAGUGAGAUUUGGAAUCACUAUUGUGAUAUCGGAUUGCCGGUGCAGAAGAGGCGGGAAUGGGCUUCUGGUGCUUUGGGUGGCACUUGUCUUUGUGAUAGGUGUGUUUGGGAGGCGAGAGAGGUAUAG